CACUUAUUUUAUUAGUGAAAAACAUUGAUAAAAAAACUAACAGAAACAAUUUUUUUGGAGUCCGACUCCGCCAAACCUCGAGUUAAUUUGGAAAUUUGAAAAAAUGGCGGCUUCCAUGGCUGGACAUCAAAUUCUGUCACAAUUUCAAAAUGUGAACUCUGUAAGACCUUUAAACCAGAGAUGCAUGGAAUUGGAAAAACUGAUAAAGAACACAAGUACUAAGGAGCUGAAAAAUGUCUUGCCCUGCAUGUUAGAGAGCAUAUUUGGCUAUGGUCAAGGACCAGGAUGGGGAUUGGACUCGAUAAGCAGGGCGUCCACCCCACAGGACUUUGACAGUGUUAGAAGAUUGCUGGCUCCAGAAGGGCCUGUGCUGUCUCUAGUAUACUCAUUGAUGGCGGACUCAUUGUAUGAAUUCCCUAUCAACAGCAUUCCAUCUCCUACACAGCAUUUGAUUGAAGAUGGAGGAUUGCCUAUAUUCUAUGCCAACAAACUUCAGUAUCAUACUUUUGGUCGACCAAUCAUUGUUCUAAAUGCCUAUGAGCUGUAUAUGUUUCACCUAGCCUACCACUUAGUCAACACCAGGGCUCAGAGUAGCAACUAUAACUGGAGCAACAUCACUGACACCCUUUACCCUGUUCUUGUUGAUGAUUACUUGAACUACUUCUUACCACUGAACAAGGACAGUCUACCUAAGAUGCCCACAGUCCAAGCACCUGUUCGGAGUCCAGUGGUGCACUCUCCAGUAGCUGGAAAGUCCUUCAACAUGCCUACAUCCCCACCCUCCCCUCAGCGACCCAGCCUCCUCAAGUCCAGCUUUGUCUCUGCCCAGAAGCAGCACGCCCAGACUGCAGUCAUCAGCCAAGGGGACACAACUGAGAUUUAUCGCUCAGAUACACUGAUACAAGUGUUUGCUGAGUUUUGGCUGAACCAGAACCCCAUCAGCCUGGACAGACCGUCCUUCUCCCACACUGCCUCUCCCCUGUAUAUCGGGAGUGCACAUGGAGGACUGUACUGGUUUGAGAAUUUUAUGCCAAGUACAAAUCAUGUUCGGCUAGUGAGGCUCUUGGUGAAACACAUUCACAACUUUGUCAACACUGCAAAACCAGAGGUGAUCUCUUCUCCCUACCAAAGCCACAUCACUUCAACCCUGGAUGAGUUCAAAAAGUCUCUGAUCCCACAUGUGAUACAGAAGAAGCUGUACACCUUUCUCCGCCAUGGAUUUGAUAGAUGGCCACUGGACUGCUCCUUCCGAUUGCUGCUGGAAACCUGGCUGACCUACAUACAACCAUGGCGGUACAUUUACAGCAAGUCUCAGUCAGGACGAAGAGACAGUGAUGGAGGGGACACUAAAACGGUGGAGGAGAAAUGGUUUCCGUUCGUGGAGGAUAACCUGCUGUUUUACACAGUGUUGUACCAGGAGUUUACACAGAGAGUGUUCAGAAUGGACCUAACUACCCAGUUUAAUGCAUGCAUGCUCUACAGGGCAAACAAGGUGUAUAGUCUUCCAAACCUGUCAAACAUGGUAUUCAGAGCUGAGAGGGAUAUGUGCAAUGCAAUCCAGAUGGGACGAUCUGGUGGUCAUGACUUGGGAGGUAGCUACAUCUCCCCCGAGGCCAGUCUGUCCCUCCACACACAGAUAUCGGAGCUGGAAAAACCAGGCUUCCAGUACUGCAGGAUGUACAGCGAGGACAUGAUUCAGAUGAUGAAAGCAAUUAUACGACAUAUUGAGAUUGCUAAACAGACCCUUUCAGCCCAAGAAGAGUCUCUGAAAAGAUCCAGGAAAUCAGGAGUGACGGCCAUAUUUGAUCUGUCCUCUUGGUUUCAGGAUGACAGCAACAUGGGGGACUUGUCACCUUCUGAAGUUAAAAAACUUCACUCCUACUUGGAUACAGCAGCUGCCAACAUAUGCUACAUAUUUGAAAUUGAGUCUCCAUCAUUUGUGGUGAGAAACGUGUCCUCUGUGACUGCAUUUGAGCAGACGUCGUUUUUAGAGAACUCUUUUGUGUCGGAUACGAUCCCCGACUGUUUGGAUACUGAUGAAGGCUUCACACUGACUCCUCUUGGCAGACACCAGUUGAUGAAUAAGAUGAGAAAGUUUGAUGUCCUGUAUCAAGGCGACCCAGAUUUACAACCAAUUAGAAGUUUUGAAAAUGGCACACUAGUUCGACUUUUACAUCACUUCUGUAACUUUGUCAAUACACAGUAUGGUCCAGCUAUUCAGAACCUCUGUGAUAGGAAUGAUCUGAUUGGACGAAUGGCUCAGGUGUAUUUUGCUCCUCCUCUUCCAAAGAGCAGCAAGCUGAGUUCUCCAAUGUCCUCUGCACAGAGACAAACGUUACAGAGACCAAGACUAAGUCUACGCAUCCUGGCCAGUUACCGGACUCUGGUGUACCUGGGACUUUUCUACCUGGUUCUGAUCCUGUGGUGGGGGGUGGGGCCGGUGGGAUUUGUUUUUUGUGUGAUUGGACUAGUUUUGUUGUACGGAUUUCUGUCAGCCAUGACUCACAGAUCCAGUGUCAAAAUGAGUUAAGAUGGAAGAUGACUGUUUCAAGGCAUUUAAAUAAAUGAGUUUAAUAAAGAAUGAAAUGAUUAUGAAAUGUUCAGCAGUUAAACUGCAAUUAUAGUUUAUUUAUUUAUGAUAUCAUCAACACAAAUGUUUUCAAAGGAUACAGAUAUCAGCUUACAAUGCACGCCUUGAGUAACCAUUACCAUUCUCUGUUUCUUUGUCAAUAAAUGAAUAUCAGAACAUCACUGCUUCUAAUUGUCUAAAUUUGAUAAAAAUUAAUGGUCAAGACCAAUAUUUUGAAUACAAAUUUUCACAUUAUAUAUAUCUGGAAUUUAAUAUUUGACAAUAAAGUAUUCUUUUUUAAUAUGACAAUUGCAUGCUGUUAAUAUGGAAAGAAUUCUCAUCAUGAACAGUGUUUACUAUUUGCAGAUUUCAAUAGUUUUGUUAAUGGAUUUUAUAACACAAUGGUUUGGAAUAGAGAGCACCAUGUUUUUAUGAACAUUUCAGAUGUAUUACAGACAGGGAAACAUUUUACAAUAAUGAUUGACACCUGGAUUUUACAUUUUACAGUAAUCAAUGAAGACCUGGAUAGUUUUAUUACCCUUAGAUAGUGAAAGACUGAAUUGUGAAAAAAAAAUGUGAAAGUUUGGCUUGAUCAUUUGUGAUUCGAUAUAUGGCGUCAAUUUAGACAUCACUUGUUCUGGUUCAGCGGCUGGCCUUCUAGCUUGGAAUCUGCAAAUUGAGUCAAGAAGUCUCUUUCAAAUAAUCUUAAGACUUUGUGUCUAUAUGUUUUGUUGCUUGUAUGCAAAGAUAAUUAUAUAAAGAUAUGAAAUCUGUUAUUGUUUAUUUUAAGAAAACAAUUUAACAAUUAACGAAACUGAAUAAGAGAAAAAUAUGUUCUGUGUAUUCUGAAUAUCCAUGCAUACAUUAAUGCAAAACGAUCCAGCCAAUGAAAACAGUCAACAUUUAUAAAAUGUAAAUAUAACAAUUGACCUUAUUUUAUAUCAUUGAGGUUAAAUAAAAAUUUGAAUUU
Molecule: messenger RNA, 3539 nt
Organism: Magallana angulata
Lineage: Eukaryota; Metazoa; Mollusca; Bivalvia; Ostreida; Ostreidae
Product: sphingomyelin phosphodiesterase 4-like
Exons: 18
Coding region: 104-2530 (808 amino acids)
Biological process (GO): ceramide biosynthetic process; glycerophospholipid catabolic process; sphingomyelin catabolic process
Molecular function (GO): sphingomyelin phosphodiesterase D activity
Source: RefSeq, a predicted model, not a curated record